AGCAGCUAGUGCUGCCUGGUUGUGGCGCGCGGGGGAAGGUGGGAAGAUGGCGGCGCCUGGCGAUGGAGUUGGGGGCGUCUGUAAACAUCACGCGCAGCAGAACGUUUGCGACUCGCGCGCCAAGUACCGAGAGGGGCGCAGGCCCCGCGCAGUGAAGGUGUAUACUGUCAACUUGGAAUCUCGUUAUUUGCUAAUACAGGGAGUUCCUGCUUUGGGCGUUAUGAAGGAAUUAGUGGAACAAUUUGCAUUAUAUGGUGCCAUUGAAGAGUACAAUGCUUUAGAUGAGUAUCCAGCAGAACAAUUUACAGAAGUUUAUCUUAUCAAAUUCCAAAAAUUACAGAGUGCAAGGGUAGCCAAGAGAAAACUGGAUGAACGGAGUUUCUUUGGUAGUUUGCUUCAUGUGUGUUAUGCUCCAGAAUUUGAAACAGUCCAAGAGACUAGGGAGAAGCUGCAAGACAGGAGAAAGUAUAUUGCAAGAGCAACAAGUAAUAAAGUUCAUUUUGUGGUAAAGAAGAUACAGGAGCCUAAAAAAACUGUUUCAAAGAACUCAGAACAUAACUUUCAACCAGAAACCUUAGGAUUCAGUGCAGUGGAUGCAAACAUUGGGAACUGGGAUCCAUCUGCAUGUUGUCCUUACCAGCCAUCUUGUGAAUUUUCAUCAAGAAACACAGCAUGUCCUUCAGGAGGUCACUUUCAGAGGGUGUUGGCAUUCCCUCAAUAUGUCAGUAACUGUGCUGAAACUUCUGAAUCCUUUUGUCAAAGUAAACCUUUGACUCGAAGUGCACAACAGGGGGGAUAUACCAACACACCAGUUUCUCUUGUGCUGCAAAGAAAAGUUCCUUCUGAUAAUGGAAUUGGGAGAUUUAUGCCCCGAACAACUCAACUGCAAGAGCGAAAGAGAAAGAGAGACCAAGGCAAUCAAAUUGACUUCAUUGGAGUAGACUCAGAUAGUACCAAAGUCAUUAUUGGUCCACAGCUACCAGAAAUACCAAAAGUGGACAUGGAUGAUGAUUCAUUGAAUACUUCAGCAAGUUUAAUUCGAAAUAAACUUACAGAGGUAGCAGUUUCUGUUCCAAAAUCAUUUGGGGAAAAGCCUGAGGAUACUCAAACAAAGCAACCGCUAAAGCAGAGAAGAAGAAUAUAGAUAUCCCUGGCAGCAUCUUUGAUGAUCAUCUGCGUUUAAAGGAUGUAAUUUCAAUUGUUUUUUAUUUUUGUAAUGUCAAAGGUAAAGAAAUAUUAAAAUUGUCUGUAUAUUAUGUAUUUUCUAGCAGUAGCAUAAACAUUCCUGAUUAUAAAUCUUGUAUUUUUUGACAUUCAAUUAAACAAAUGUCUAAUUAGUAGCAUUCUUGUAUCUCAGUAGCCAGACACACAGAUAAUAUUUUAUACCUCAUGAAAC
Molecule: messenger RNA, 1396 nt
Organism: Chelonoidis abingdonii (Abingdon island giant tortoise)
Lineage: Eukaryota; Metazoa; Chordata; Testudines; Testudinidae
Gene: RBM48
Product: RNA binding motif protein 48
Cellular component (GO): nucleoplasm
Molecular function (GO): nucleic acid binding
Source: RefSeq, a predicted model, not a curated record